AUGGGUCUGAGCUCUGUGCUGACCCCUAACUUCACCACCGAUCAGGUGGAAACUACCACAACAACAACAAGUAACAGCACAGCUGUUGAGGGGCAGGUCCGUCUGGCCAAUGGAGGAAACAACUCCUGCUCUGGCAGAGUAGAGAUCUUCCACCGUGGAGAGUGGGGGACGGUUUGUGACGAUGCCUGGGAGCUGGUAGAUGCUCAGGUGGUGUGUAGACAGCUGGGCUGUGGCAGGGCCCUGUCAGCACCACAAGGUGCACGCUUUGGACCGGGCAGCGGGCCCAUCUGGUUGGAUGAUGUCACAUGCAGAGGCAGCGAAUCAAAGCUCAGCGAGUGCAGCCACAGAGGGUUUGGGUCUCACAACUGUAAUCACAAUGAGGAUGCUGGUGUGGUGUGCCAAGGUAAAAAUGUACAAAUGUCUGGUUCACCAGUGAGGCUGGUCAACUCUGACAACCGGUGCUCUGGCAGAGUGGAAGUCUACCAUGAUAGACAGUGGGGGACAGUGUGUGACGAUGGCUGGGACCUGAGGGACGCCAACGUGGUGUGUAGACAGCUGGGCUGUGGCACUGCUCGUUCAGCACUAACAAAUGCAGCUUUUGGACAGGGCAGUGGACCCAUCUGGUUGGACGAUGUCAGUUGUUCUGGAAAUGAAUCAUCAAUAACAGACUGCAGACAUCAAGGGUUUGGGGUCCACAACUGUGGUCACGUUGAAGAUGCCAGCAUUAUCUGUGAAGGUAAAUGUUUACCCAUAUUUAAAGUCCGUCUGGCCAAUGGAGGAAACAACUCCUGCUCUGGCAGAGUAGAGAUCUUCCACCGUGGACAGUGGGGGACGGUUUGUGACGAUGCCUGGGACCUGGUUGAUGCUCAGGUGGUGUGUAGACAGCUGGGCUGUGGCAGGGCCCUGUCAGCACCACAAGGUGCACGCUUUGGACCGGGCAGCGGGCCCAUCUGGUUGGAUGAUGUCACAUGCAGAGGCAGCGAAUCAAAGCUCAGCGAGUGCAGCCACAGAGGGUUUGGGUCUCACAACUGUAAUCACAAUGAGGAUGCUGGUGUGGUGUGCCAAGCUGGUUCACCAGUGAGGCUGGUCAACUCUGACAACCGGUGCUCUGGCAGAGUGGAAGUCUACCAUGAUAGACAGUGGGGGACAGUGUGUGACGAUGGCUGGGACCUGAGGGACGCCAACGUGGUGUGUAGACAGCUGGGCUGUGGCACUGCUCGUUCAGCACUAACAAAUGCAGCUUUUGGACAGGGCAGUGGACCCAUCUGGUUGGACGAUGUCAGUUGUUCUGGAAAUGAAUCAUCAAUAACAGACUGCAGACAUCAAGGGUUUGGGGUCCACAACUGUGGUCACGUUGAAGAUGCCAGCAUCAUCUGUGAAGUUCAACCAGAACUCAACAGCACAGUUUUACCAACCACACCUCAUCCACCACCUCAGAACUUCACCACCGAUCAGGUGGAAAUUACCACAACAACAAGUAACAGCACAGCAGUUGAGGGGCAGGUCCGUCUGGCCAAUGGAGGAAACAACUCCUGCUCUGGCAGAGUAGAGAUCUUCCACCGUGGACAGUGGGGGACGGUUUGUGACGAUGCCUGGGAGCUGGUUGAUGCUCAGGUGGUGUGUAGACAGCUGGGCUGUGGCAGGGCCCUGUCAGCACCACAAGGUGCACGCUUUGGACCGGGCAGCGGGCCCAUCUGGUUGGAUGAUGUCACAUGCAGAGGCAGCGAAUCAAAGCUCAGCGAGUGCAGCCACAGAGGGUUUGGGUCUCACAACUGUAAUCACAAUGAGGAUGCUGGUGUGGUGUGCCAAGCUGGUUCACCAGUGAGGCUGGUCAACUCUGACAACCGGUGCUCUGGCAGAGUGGAAGUCUACCAUGAUAGACAGUGGGGGACAGUGUGUGACGAUGGCUGGGACCUGAGGGACGCCAACGUGGUGUGUAGACAGCUGGGCUGUGGCACUGCUCGCUCAGCACUAACAAAUGCAGCUUUUGGACAGGGCAGUGGACCCAUCUGGUUGGACGAUGUCAGUUGUUCUGGAAAUGAAUCAUCAAUAACAGACUGCAGACAUCAAGGGUUUGGGGUCCACAACUGUGGUCACGUUGAAGAUGCCAGUGUUGUUUGUGAAGGACCAGAUGGCUGGUUAUCAGUCCGUCUGGCCAAUGGAGGAAACAACUCCUGCUCUGGCAGAGUAGAGAUCUUCCACCGUGGACAGUGGGCGGUUUGUGACGAUGCCUGGGAGCUGGUUGAUGCUCAGGUGGUGUGUAGACAGCUGGGCUGUGGCACUGCUCGUUCCGCACUAACAAAUGCAGCUUUUGGACAGGGCAGUGGACCCAUCUGGUUGGACGAUGUCAGUUGUUCUGGAAAUGAAUCAUCAAUAACAGACUGCAGACAUCAAGGGUUUGGGGUCCACAACUGUGGUCACGUUGAAGAUGCCAGCAUCAUCUGUGAAGCAGUUGAGGGGCAGGUCCGUCUGGCCAAUGGAGGAAACAACUCCUGCUCUGGCAGAGUAGAGAUCUUCCACCGUGGACAGUGGGGGACGGUUUGUGACGAUGCCUGGGAGCUGGUUGAUGCUCAGGUGGUGUGUAGACAGCUGGGCUGUGGCACUGCUCGUUCCGCACUAACAAAUGCAGCUUUUGGACAGGGCAGUGGACCCAUCUGGUUGGACGAUGUCAGUUGUUCUGGAAAUGAAUCAUCAAUAACAGACUGCAGACAUCAAGGGUUUGGGGUCCACAACUGUGGUCACGUUGAAGAUGCCAGCAUCAUCUGUGAAGGUAAAUGUUUACCCAUAUUUAAAGUCCGUCUGGCCAAUGGAGGAAACAACUCCUGCUCUGGCAGAGUAGAGAUCUUCCACCGUGGAGAGUGGGGGACGGUUUGUGACGAUGCCUGGGAGCUGGUUGAUGCUCAGGUGGUGUGUAGACAGCUGGGCUGUGGCACUGCUCGUUCCGCACUAACAAAUGCAGCUUUUGGACAGGGCAGUGGACCCAUCUGGUUGGACGAUGUCAGUUGUUCUGGAAAUGAAUCAUCAAUAACAGACUGCAGACAUCAAGGGUUUGGGGUCCACAACUGUGGUCACGUUGAAGAUGCCAGCAUCAUCUGUGAAGGCAACAGCACAGCAGUUGAGGGGCAGGUCCGUCUGGCCAAUGGAGGAAACAACUCCUGCUCUGGCAGAGUAGAGAUCUUCCACCGUGGAGAGUGGGGGACGGUUUGUGACGAUGCCUGGGAGCUGGUUGAUGCUCAGGUGGUGUGUAGACAGCUGGGCUGUGGCAGGGCCCUGUCAGCACCACAAGGUGCACGCUUUGGACCGGGCAGCGGGCCCAUCUGGUUGGAUGAUGUCACAUGCAGAGGCAGCGAAUCAAAGCUCAGCGAGUGCAGCCACAGAGGGUUUGGGUCUCACAACUGUAAUCACAAUGAGGAUGCUGGUGUGGUGUGCCAAGGUAAACAUGUACAAAUGUCUGGUUCACCAGUGAGGCUGGUCAACUCUGACAACCGGUGCUCUGGCAGAGUGGAAGUCUACCAUGAUAGACAGUGGGGGACAGUGUGUGACGAUGGCUGGGACCUGAGGGACGCCAACGUGGUGUGUAGACAGCUGGGCUGUGGCACUGCUCGUUCAGCACUAACAAAUGCAGCUUUUGGACAGGGCAGUGGACCCAUCUGGUUGGACGAUGUCGGUUGUUCUGGAAAUGAAUCAUCAAUAACAGACUGCAGACAUCAAGGGUUUGGGGUCCACAACUGUGGUCACGUUGAAGAUGCCAGUGUUGUUUGUGAAGUUCAGCACCCUCCUCUACAGCCUUCUCAGUUUAUUUGUGGCCGUGAUAAACUCCAAGUGGGGCUGGAUUUGGCUAGCCUUACAUCCUCUGGUUUGAACCCAUUCUCUGGCAACCUGGCAUCCCACAACUGCUCCUGGACCAACAGCACACAUGCCAUCUACUCCAAUAUUUUAUUUAUCUACCCAAUGAACAACACAUCCUUCAUCAUUCCUGUGAGUCUUCCCUUCUCCUGCGUGUAUCCCCUGGACACAGACACCAGCCUGAAUGUGGCUAUCAGACCAUUUCUGCCGUAA
Molecule: messenger RNA, 4059 nt
Organism: Perca flavescens (yellow perch)
Lineage: Eukaryota; Metazoa; Chordata; Actinopteri; Perciformes; Percidae
Product: deleted in malignant brain tumors 1 protein-like
Cellular component (GO): membrane
Source: RefSeq, a predicted model, not a curated record